AUGACCUCCACCAGGUUUCUCAUCCGCAAAGUCUGGGGUUUGGUACUGGGACCGGUGCUAUUUAACAUCUUUGUUGGCAACACGGAUGGUGGGAUUGGGCGCACCCUCAGCAAGUUUGACAAUGGCACCAAGGUGUGUGGAGCGGUCGACACGCUGGAGGGGAGCUACGUGUUGGCGUACGCUCAGUUAUCAUAUGGGCUUCCCCCCAUGGCAACCAGUCUACUGGAGCAGCGGAUCUUCUGCUCGCACCAGGCGGACGCGUGCAGCAAGGGGAACGUGACGGCCAGCAAAGUUCCCCAUGGCACCACAGAAAUAUGUGACAAAGGGAACAUGACCGCUAACACUGCUUCUCCUGUCCAGCCUGGAACCGAUGUCACCCUCUCCUGCCGACUGAAGCCCCGGAAACCCACCAACCAGUGCAGGAUUGCUAUUUUCUUUAACAGCUCGGAACUAAUUAGCAAUUACAGCAGUGCAGUAAGCACCAAGUUUCUAAUCCAUACGUACGGCAAACACGUAUUUACGUGCAAAAUAGUUUGUGAACACAGGAAAACACUCAUUUGUGGAAUCGAGAUAGAGUCUGGAAAUCCUCCAGAUGAGCCAAGAAACGUGUCGUGUAUCCAGUACGGGACAGACGGCCAUCCCAACUGCACCUGGGAAAAAGGAAGGCCCACCUACAUCAGCACUACAUACGUGAUACAGCUAUCAAAUGGGAUGGAUGUCUUAUGUGUUUCAGAAGAAAGCCAGAAUACGGAGUUUGGCUCGCUGGCUCUGAGCAAGUUGAAUUUCGACUCUACGUACACCCUUGUGGUUGCUGCCUCCAACGAGCUAGGAAGUGCUUUUUCACAACCACUCGUGUUCAUGUUAAUAGACAUAGUGAAACCACAUCCUCCCAACUUUCUGGUGGAAUUCGAAAAUUCUUCCACUACCGGCUGCGCCUUUUUUCGGCAGGCUGAAGCACAAGCGCAGCACUGCAGGCUGAGAUAUCGUCCCCUCGCCAGGCACACCUGGAGCACGGUUGAGACCUUAAGCAGUGAGAAAUGCAGUCUUUACGGUCUGGAGCCUCACACUGCCUACGAGUUUCAGGUCAGCUGUAAAAUUCACCCCGAGCGAGGAUUGUGGAGUGACUGGAGCGGGUACCAGACCUGGACUCCAGAAGCAGUGCCCACCGGGCUCCUGGACGUCUGGUACCGACAGCAGGACGUGGACUCCCAAAGGCAGAACAUCUCUCUUUUUUGGAAGGCUUUGAGCAAGUCGGAGGCGAGAGGAAGAAUCCUGUGGUACACAGUGACCUUCGAAGCCCUGGACCAGCGGAGCCCCCCAGCACAAACACAGCUCACCAACCACACCAGCUACCUCCGAGUCACGCCGAGGGUGGGCUACAAGAUAACGGUCACCGCCGAGAACUCAAGGGGCAGGUCCCCCCCUGCAUCCAUCGUGACCAGCCUGGGCACCCAGGAUCUACCUCCUCCUCAGAAGGUGUCUGCCAUGGCCAUGGGCAACAGCAGCAUCCUCGUCAGCUGGAAACCACCCAGCAGCCCGGUGGCAUCACCCAACGGGUACGUGGUGGAGUGGGCAGAGCCGGGGAGGGACACGCACCCGGAGACCCAUCCAACCUGGGUGAAGCUGCCAGCGUCCAACCUGUCCACGGUGAUCACAGAGGAGAUAAAAGACAACGUGUGCUAUCAGAUCAGCGUGUUCGCACUCUAUCGGGACAGAGCUGGACAAGCGGCAUCAGUUAGGGGAUACUCAAGAGCCGAAGCACCGUCGGCGGGGCCCCAGGUGUACACAACACCGCGGGCAAACGGCAUCUUGGUUUCAUGGGAAGCAAUCCCUGCCCACCACCAAAGGGGCUGCAUCACUGGGUACCGCGUGUACCUGCAGAAGAAGGAGAGGGAGGAAGCUCCAACCAUCUACGCUGUUUCCGACGCGAGCGCCCCGCGCUCCCUGCACGUCGCCCACCUGCAGCCCGGGGAGCACUAUGCCCUGUGGAUGACAGCCUCCACGGCUGCCGGAGAGGGACCCUGGGGCAACAGCGAGCUCCUCUGCUUGGAAAGUGUUGGGGACUGGAUGACUGUUGUGCUUACCUGCAGCUUCUUCAUCUUCUCAGCCUGCAUUUGUUCUGUGCCUCCGGUAAGAAAAGGAUUGCGCUCGCUCCUCUCUGCGUUUAUGCCGCAGUGGCAAAGCAAAGCCAUUCCAGACCCAGCUAACGCUACGUGGGCCAAGAACUACAUGUCUACGAAGGCAGAGCUGAGCUCACCCUUCAGCCCCUUCCUGCUCAGCGCCGGCCGCUUCGAAGAGCCUGAAACAACCCAAGUAGAGGAAGCUUUCAUGAAGACAGAUCCUCCGGUCCUCCGGGACCAGCUCCUCUUCGGCAGCACUGGCCACGGGGGAACGGGCCAUUGGCCACUGGAGAGCGGUUUGGGGCAGGAGCCGGAGUACGAGGCUCUGGCCGGCACAGCAGACGGGGACCUGUACGAGCAGCAGCUCCCCGACCUCUACAAGAAGAUAGUGGUGGAGGUGACGGAGCACACACAGACUGUUUCCGAGUACAUCGCCAACCCCGUCACCGCGUACCCACCCCUGGUCACCGGCGCGGCUGAAGACCAUCCUGAACUGGACUGCAAUCCGCUCUCCGUCUUCCCAAGAGCUUUUCUGACCCCCGUGCUUCCCUACGAAGGGCACCUCACUCUGGAUGCGGUGAAAAUGAACCACAGCUCUUUCACAAGACCCAGCCAAGGCCUGCGGUUUCUUCUUCGGAAGACCUACUGCUGUCGGAGCGGCGCUGCGGAUACAUCAGGAACUGAUGUACUCGUGUCGGACUGCGCUGCUAAAUUCCACGUCCCAGCCGGAGUCCAGAGGGACUACCGCAGCAGCGGCUACCACCGUCCCCGACCUCCCCGCUCCAACUUCGGGAAAGGUUACUCCAAUCUACAGGGCACCCCUCUCAAAGAAAAAACAUAG
Molecule: messenger RNA, 2961 nt
Organism: Charadrius vociferus (killdeer)
Lineage: Eukaryota; Metazoa; Chordata; Aves; Charadriiformes; Charadriidae
Product: interleukin-12 receptor subunit beta-2-like
Exons: 18
Coding region: 1-2961 (986 amino acids)
Biological process (GO): cytokine-mediated signaling pathway
Cellular component (GO): signaling receptor complex; external side of plasma membrane; membrane
Molecular function (GO): cytokine binding; cytokine receptor activity
Source: RefSeq, a predicted model, not a curated record